GGGACAGCAGGCGCAGUAGUCACUGGUGAAGGGCACGGGUCGUAUUGCUGUACGGGAAAAGAAGGAAUAAAACAUGGCAGGACACGAAUCUGGAAACUACCACUUCACCGGCAUAAAGAAAUACUUCAAUUCCUACACUAUGCUUGGCCGGAGGAAUUGUGUGCUAGCCACAUAUGGAGCAAUAGCUGCAAUUGUCCUCUUCUUUAAAUUAAAGCCAAAGAAGCAAAAGGCCCUAACAGAGCAAUAA
Nanorana parkeri is the source of this 247-nucleotide messenger RNA. It is a transcript of the gene ATP5MK, whose product is annotated as up-regulated during skeletal muscle growth 5 homolog (mouse). Lineage: Eukaryota; Metazoa; Chordata; Amphibia; Anura; Dicroglossidae. The record is from RefSeq and is a predicted model, not a curated record. The transcript is spliced from 3 exons. The coding region runs from base 74 to 247 and encodes 57 amino acids.